GCAACAUUUCACAAACAUCCUACACACCACCUGCACGGCCCCAAGCCCUGCCUUUCAUACACAUACUACAACUUACCACCCUCCACUCCACGUCCUGACCAUAUACCUACCUUCUUCUAAACCCAACACUCUACAACUCUCAACAUCCAUCUGCAUAAUCAAACAACCAUGGAUGCUGAAACAAAAUCGGAUAUUUUAAAGGACCCUAAAAUUGAAACUAUUCUUCACAGUGAACUCGGUUUAUCCAUUCUUAAUGACAGAAUCAAAUCCCACUUAAACAUUUCCAAAGAAUUCGCAAACUUUUUGAAAAAACGUGCCAUCCUCGAAGAACAAUCCGCAAAAGACCUCCAAAAAACAACGAAAAGCUUUCUCGAAACAUUCCAAGAAACUAAUGCCCCUUCUACCUCCUUUCCGGCAGUACUUGUCAAAUCCCUACAGAUUCACGAACAACUUGCUGCUAACUCUUUUACACAAUAUAAAGCUUUCUCUACUUGCUCAGACGAACUUCUAGACUUCUACAAAAACAGUGAUCGCAAACGAAAGUCCAUCAAAGAAUAUGCUAAACGCCAAGAAAACUCUUACCUUGAAGCAGUCGUUCAAAUGGAUAAAUCCAAGGCUCGAUUCAAGAGUGCUGAGUCCGACUAUAAUCAUACUUUGGACCAAAAAAACGCGAGUGAUAACCAGAAAAAAGUUGGUUUUUUUAAACCGAAAUCCAAUGCCCAACUCUCAAGACUCGAAGAGGAAGCAAGAUCGAAAGCUGAAUCCGCCGAAUCUGACAUGAAGUCUAAAAUUCAAAGCGCUCAAACAGCUCAACAAGAACUUCUCCUCAUCCAUCGUCCCAACUACAUAAAGCAAUUCUUCAGCUUACAAAGGGAAAUCGAAUCCUCUCUUAAUUGUAAUUAUCUCCGUUAUACAAAACUUUGCGAAACACAUACCGCCAUGAAUGGUAUGCUAAUCCGUCCUCAGACGGUCUCAGCUCAAAACUGUGGAUUUGAACAUGCCCUCGACGCGUUCGAUUCCAAUGCAGACUUCCGCCAAUAUGUUCUUGAUUCCGCUACACGACGCAAAAACGAUCAAAACCCUUCAGAUGCUUCGAAAACAAAAAUCGUCCAACCUCCAAGUUCCUACGGUAACUCCAACCACCCACCUACUCCCCCAUCCGUGAACAUAUCGACGCCGACAAACCCUACUCAUAUAUCUAAUCCCUCUACAAAUAAUUUUAACCGCCCUAUACCUUCCACCAACCAACAAGCACCCAAUAAUCAAAAACAACCCUCUCAUCAGCUACCUCCUUCACCUACCAAAUCUCAAAAAGCUUCCCCAUCUCCAUCCGCAAUGAAAGGUCCUACCGUUCCCACAACAACCUCUCCUUCACCAACUAAAUCUGAUACCGUGCGUCCACUACCAGAACUACAAAGACCUAGCACACCAAAAUCUUCAAAAGCCGCCGCAAGUCCUCCACCUAUGUCAAUACACACAAAGCCAAAUGCUGCUGAUCUUACCACUCCGCCUUCUCCCAACUUCUUCCCAACUCAGAGCUCUGUUGACCCUCCUUCUAAACCUCAAACUCCUAUUACUGAUUCAACAAUCCUCUUUGGUGCUCAUUUGGAAGCCAUUCUCUUACGCGAACACUCCAACGUUCCCAAUAUCGUUGCCCAGUGUACCACCCAAAUAGAAACAUUCGGUCUCAACAUACAGGGUAUUUACCGAAUCCCCAGCGCCGCCCCCAAAGUGUUAGCUCUUCGCCAGCAGUUUACGAAUGACCCCCUCACCGUCCUCAAUUCCCCAAAAGACUACGGAAACGACGUUCACUGCUUGGCCGACCUCUUGAAAUCCUUCUUUCGUGAAUUGUCCGAACCUCUUAUUCCAGACCAACACUACAAUGACUUUAUAGACGCUGGCAAUGUUGAGGACGAAGCUCGUCGGAGAGACGCCGUGCAUCGUGCUAUCAAUGAUUUACCCGAUGCUAAUUAUUCAACUAUCCGCCAUCUAACAAUUCACUUGACUAAAAUCAAGGAUAAUAGUGACGUUAACAAGAUGUCUACGAAUAAUCUCGCCAUUAUUUGGGGCCCUACUUUAUUAAAACAAGCUACCAUUCCAGAAAUCAGUAGCUUUUCUCGCACUAUCGAAAUCCUCAUAGACUACUGCUUCACUAUUUUUGACUAUGACUAGAAUACUCAACAUACAUUCAACAUUUUGCUACAAUUUUUUAACUUACUACUUUUAAUUCUUCAUGUUACCUUGUUCAUAAAAACACGAUAAUCUCACUUGGGGUAUUUCCUUAUAAUUUUGUUCUAUUUUCAAUCUUUAGUUCUCAAGAAUAAUAUACGUAUUUCUUUUUUUUUUCUCAUAAUAUCAUAUCUUCAUCC
Molecule: messenger RNA, 2369 nt
Organism: Schizosaccharomyces octosporus yFS286
Lineage: Eukaryota; Fungi; Ascomycota; Schizosaccharomycetes; Schizosaccharomycetales; Schizosaccharomycetaceae
Product: rho-type GTPase activating protein Rga7
Exons: 1
Coding region: 169-2172 (667 amino acids)
Biological process (GO): regulation of GTPase activity; signal transduction
Cellular component (GO): cytoplasm
Source: RefSeq, a predicted model, not a curated record